GGCGUCUGUGUUGAUUCGGCUGAAGAAAGGUUUGUGUUUUUAAGCGUUUAACGUGUUUAAGUCAAUGCAGCCAGCGCGGACUAUUUUGUGUGUUUUUAAAGUGCUGUAAAACGGCUCAAUGAUCAUUGAAUGUAACGUUGUAAUACCUGACUAACAUUAAUGGACGUUAUUUCGUUUGAGUACAGCGCUUUGUUCACAAGUAACAGAAAAAGCGCGAUUAGUUUAUCUUAAACAAGAAUCACGGGCAAGUAUUGAUAGAAAAACGGAUCUUUUUGAAACGAAUCAGUUGAGCCGAUUGCUUCGCGAAGUGAUUCAGUGAUUCAGCAACACUUUCUGAUCAAAACGCAACGAGAACAACAAACACUUAAUAAUGGCAACUUUAACAAACCAACUACCGAUAUUUUCAUGAAAGCGUCAUCUAUUAAAUAGCGUCCAAACACAGAGAAAAACUCCCGCCGAAGCGGCUGAGAUCCACGUGACUCACUAAUAUAAAGAUGGCGGCUAUUAAAGAGGAGCGUGAAGACGUGAAGAUUGAAGAAGCGUUCAGAGUCAAACAAGAAGAAACUGAGGAACAAACAGGUCUGAUGACCCUGAAAGAGGAGAGUGAAGUUCUGAACGAAACAGAUGAGAAAUAUAAGCUUGAGAAACAUCACAAGUUCAUACCUGAAGAAAAACCAUUUAGUUGCUCACAGGCUGAAAAGACUUCCCGAAAAAGAGCUCAAAAGACAAGAAGCUGCGAAAAGAAGCAUUUUACCUGUCAACAGUGUGAGAAAAGUUUUAACCUAAAAGGAGACCUUAUCAGACACAGGAGAGUUCACACUGGAGAGAAGCUGUUCCCCUGCCAAAGGUGUGGUGUAAGUUUUACUCAAAAAGGAAGCCUUAACAGGCACACAAGAGUUCACUCCAGAAAGAAACUUUACACAUGCCCGCAGUGUGGAAGGAGUUUUGAACAACAUGGAAACCUUAAAGUCCACAUGGGAGUUCACACUGGAGAGAACCCUUUUACCUGCCAGCAGUGUGGAAAGAGUUUCAACCGAAAAGGAAACCUUAAACACCACAUGAGAGUUCACACUGGAGAAAACCCUUUCACCUGCCAACGGUGUGGAAAGAGUUUCACUCAAAAAGUAAACCUUAUCAGACACAUGAGAACUCAUACCGGAGAGAAGCCUUACACAUGCCAACAGUGUGGAAAUGGUUUUAAUCAAGAAGGACAUCUUAAAAUCCACAUGAGAAUUCACACUGGAGAAAAGCUGUUCCCCUGCCAAAGGUGUGGUGUAAGUUUUUCUCAAAAAGGAAGCCUUGACAGGCACACAAGAAUGCACUCCAGAAAUAAACUUUACACAUGCCCUCAGUGUGGAAGGAGUUUUGAACAACAUGGAAACCUUAAAGUCCACAUGAGAGUUCAUACUGGAGAGAAGCCGUUCACCUGCCAACGGUGUGGAAAGCGUUUCACUCAAAAAGUAAGCCUUAACAGGCACAUGAGAACUCACACUGGAGAAAAGCCUUACACAUGCCAACAGUGUGGAAACAGUUUCUGUCUAUAUGGAAACCUUAAAAUCCACAUGAGAGUUCACACUGGAGAAAAGCUGUUCCCCUGCCGAAGGUGUGGAAAGAGUUUCACUCAAAAAGGAAGCCUUAACAGGCACAUGAGAGUUCACACCGGAGAGACAGAGUUUCAAUCAGCUUUAAAACCUUAAAGUCCAUAUGAGAAAUCAAAGGCUGCAUUUACGCUUGUCAUUAACAUGCGACUUGCAUCUGGAUGUUGUCCACAUACACAUUGAAAAGACAAGUGUAAACACGCUUCUGAUUGGAAGGCUAUCCGCUGUCCUGGUCCAGAGGUAGUCGAGGACGCAUUGUGAUCGGCUCUCAGUGUAAUGUAAACGCAAUCCAGCCAUCGAGUCUGCAUUCGCAGGUCAACGUCACGCAAAACCCCGCCCCCUUUCUCCCGAACUGUCAGAAGAAAGAUGGAGGACGCCAGGCCGUGGAGCGCUAGUAAGACUCGUACACUUGACGAGACCGUUGUUGCGCCGUGCUGCAACAGCGUGAGGCUCUCUACACUGGCCGCGACAAAGCGACUGUUGCAAAUCAUUUGUUCUUUGUGUCAGUACCUCAUAAACAGAAUGAGGCAGCAGUUUACUAUCGGGAUUUGUCGUUUCGCGCCACAUCCAGUGUAGACAACAUCACUGAUUAUAGUAUUUUGUCACGUCCGGUGUAGACACGGUGUGAGACUCAUUUAAAU
Sinocyclocheilus rhinocerous is the source of this 2239-nucleotide messenger RNA. RefSeq names its product gastrula zinc finger protein XlCGF57.1-like. Gene Ontology annotation, biological process: regulation of transcription by RNA polymerase II. Gene Ontology annotation, molecular function: DNA-binding transcription factor activity; RNA polymerase II cis-regulatory region sequence-specific DNA binding. The coding region runs from base 495 to 1697 and encodes 400 amino acids. NCBI's taxonomy places the organism in Eukaryota, Metazoa, Chordata, Actinopteri, Cypriniformes, Cyprinidae. The transcript is spliced from 3 exons. The record is from RefSeq and is a predicted model, not a curated record.